This is a messenger RNA of Toxotes jaculatrix (banded archerfish), 4076 nucleotides long. RefSeq names its product multivesicular body subunit 12Ba (gene mvb12ba). Gene Ontology annotation, cellular component: ESCRT I complex; late endosome. Gene Ontology annotation, biological process: virus maturation; viral budding; regulation of epidermal growth factor receptor signaling pathway. The coding region runs from base 240 to 1127 and encodes 295 amino acids. The record is from RefSeq and is a predicted model, not a curated record. The transcript is spliced from 10 exons. NCBI's taxonomy places the organism in Eukaryota, Metazoa, Chordata, Actinopteri, Toxotidae.
CAGUUGGUUGGCUGAUCAAACCCACCGAUCCCUAUCUCCUCCAACAGCUCCACUCAGAGCCCCUCCGGAAAUGCAAUUAGAUGCUAAGCAGCUCAUGUUUUGGAGUGGUUUGUAGUUAUAGCAGUUUCGUAAAGAUGCGAUUCUCCCGAAGCUGUGAAAAGGAGUGAGAGAGGAUAACAGAAGAAAACAGACGAAGGCCGAUCACAUCCAAUUGUUAACCUCGUUGGAGCUCUGCAAAGAUGCCUGAGGUUCGGGACCUUUCUGAAGCUUUGCCUGAGAUGCCCAUGGAUCCAAUCACUGGAGUUGGAGUUGUAGCCUCCAGGAACAGGGCACCCACUGGAUAUGAUGUGGUCUCUACAACAACAGAUGGCCUGGAUGCUGACCUAUGGAAAGAUGGCCUUUUCAAAUCUAAGGUGACCCGCUACCUCUGUUUCACCAGGGUUUUCUCUAAGGAAAAUAGCCAUUUAGGCAACGUUUUGGUAGACAUGAAGCUAAUAGAUAUCAAAGACACUCUGCCUGUGGGUUUCAUCCCGAUCCAGGAGACUGUUGACACUCAGGAGCAGGCCUUCAGGAAGAGGCGACUCUGCAUCAAGUUUAUUCCACGGGACUCCACAGAGGCAGCCAUCUGUGACAUCCGCAUCCUGGGACGCUCCAAGCAGGCUCCCCCUCAGUACACCUUUAUAGGAGAGCUCAAUAACAUGGGAAUCUGGUAUCGCAUGGGGAACGUACCCCGGGCCCAGGACUCCACACACACACCCACCACCAACAACAUCCAGAAUGUAAACUCCUCGUCCAGCUCCGCUCCAGUUCCAUCAGCUCCUAUGCCCAAGCAUAUUUCCAUGACCCUCCCUGCCAGCUUCAGAGGGAAGAACACUACCAGACCGGACUAUGAGCACCAGAACUCCAACCUGUAUGCUAUCUCAGCUAUGGAUGGAGUGCCUUUCAUGAUCUCUGAGAAGUUCGCCUGUGCCUCCUCCGACCUGCAGCAGGUGGAUCUGAUGGGCAUCACAAUCAAGUCACUGGCUGAGAUUGAGAAAGAGUAUGAUUACAGUUUCCGCACAGAGCACAGCGCGGCAGCUCGACUCCCCCCCAGUCCAACGCGGACCUCCCUGAGCUCUGAGGCCUGAGGAAUCCAUCCUCACUCCCACCCAUCAACACUCCCCCGCCCCCCCCACCAGAUACCAGCAGGAGAGACCUGUACACAACUACUGACCUGCCUACAGCAGUACUGAGAAGACAAAAAUUCAAACAAAAACAAAAAAAAAAAAACUUUUCUAACUUCUGGGAGAUGUCGUGCUCUUUCUGCGUUAGUUGAAAGUGAAGCUGAAAACACUGAAAGACAGAAGCAGAACUCUGAGGGACUCUGACGGUGUGGCUGAAAACACUACGCAUUGGAUGGAUGAGGGAUGAGAUGGCUUUCAAAAUAAGACUCGUGAUUUUAAAACACAUUUUUCUGAAAAGAAUCGUGGAGUGUUGUCCCCCCUGUUAACAAACAACCACACCCCUCCUUAAGGACAUGCUGUCUGAGAUGGGCUGAGAGUCUGAAAACAGCAGAUGUCAUGUUUAGCCUUCUUUGUUCAUGACACACCUGCUGAGGUGUUCCGGAGGACAAAUCAUCCCAGCUCAUGUGUUGGAAAUACAAAAGGAAACUUUAUGGAUUUUUUUUUUUUUCUAGCUUGUACUGAUCUUCUUGGUGUGGAAUGAUCUCAUUGUUGUCUAGAUGUUACUGUGAUGUGCUGGUGUGACUGUGAGUGCACUUUGUGUUUGGGGAAUUUAAGUGUUCUUCCUGUUUGCUCACAGGUAUUCUGUAAACCACUCCUCCAUGGUGUCUGGACAUGAGCCAGCAGGUUUUGGGUUUAGAUAUGGAGCCACUGUUAGUGUUGUUUAACAAGGGACACGGGUUACGCUGCUGGGCCACACACACACACACACACACACACACACACACACACACACACACACACACACACACACACACACACACACACACACACACACACACACACACACACACACACACACACCUUUAUUCUUAGGAUUCUGUAAACCAUAACUAAUGUAAUGUCUGCUGUUGUAGGAUUGGCUAUCGUUUUCCUGUGUUGUCACACUUUUCAUAUGACAGCUUCACACUAGAGUUACACAUGUAACUAGAGUUCUGUGAAUUCUGGAUUACUUCUGUCUAGCUGCUGUUACACUUGCUUCUUUCAACUUAGAGGUAGAGAUCAUCAUGAUCAAAGCAGAGUUCAACGAUCCAUUUACCUUCAUGUGAAAAAGCACAGUUCCCACUAAAACCAUCUUGAGCUUAUAGGAAAGUUGUGGUGAUAGUCCGUAUGACAAACCUAUGUCAGUUGGUAACACACACAAAAAAAAGAUUUGAGGUUUAAUACCCAGCCCUAGUUUCUUUACAUGAUAGGAAUUAUCUUGACUGUUUUUAAAGGGUUAAAGUUACUUUUCUAAGCACAAUAUUUAACAGACAGAAAGAUGAUGCAGUCCAAGUGUCGCACAUUGUCGUGGAUUCUUCAUCAUACAUGAACAGAGGUAAAGUUGUCAAACAAAAGUGCUCUCAGUGCAUGUUCAUCCUCAGCUCGUUUUCCCCUUGCACCCUUUUAAACUGUUUCUUUUAACUUGAAUGAGUGAAAAUGAUUUUUAGCAGUCUGAUCAUUUUAGUUUUAAACACCACUACCCACUCACAACCACUAGGGCUCAGUUCUUAAUGAGGCUGAUGGGGGGACUUGGACACCAUGAAGGAGGAGGAGGGGGGGGGGGAUCUUUGAACCAGACUCCCAUUUUCACACGUCCACAGUCAGUGUUCUCCUGCAGCACAAACACUGUAUAAGAGCUCACUGGGCACCGGACCCUCGUUAGUGGAAAAAGACCCCACAAUGAACUAAAAAAGGAAGAAAAAUGGAACAUGUUAUAUUUGUAACUGGAUAUUUUUAAAGAAAAAUAUCUGACUACAAAUGCAAAUAAAAUGUCAUGAUGUACUGUACAUUGAUGGGGUGUAGCGGUAAUGUGCCCGGGAUGGGAGCUGGGUAAUCAUGUUCUCAGUAAUUAAUCACAGCAGUUUCAUUCAUUCAUUAAGGCCAAAUGCAUUUUCAUUUUACUUUCAAAUCUUUGUUUUAAUUUGCUCUUCAUGCAAACUUAAAACUUUGUUUUUCAGUUACUAUUAAGCUACUCCCUGCAGAUGUUUCAAAUGAAAAGACUACCAGUUUGCUCGAAGGGGCACGAUCAUUUCCAUUCUUGGUAGGCUUUUAAUUUAGCUGUUUUUAGUUUGAAACUCUGCGAUUGUUUGAGACAUCACAGCAUGUGUGAUAAGCUAAAACUGACUGUUACAUAUUGGCAUUAAAAGCCCAUCUCCACUUUGAAACGCUGUCAAUAGACUAAAGACUCAUUUCAAAUUCAGACUUUUCUUUUGAAAUUCUCUCUAACUGAAAUGUUUCCUUUAUGUUAAUACAGUAUUGUACAGGGAUUUUGGUGAAGGCCGAAGGCCCUGUUUAAUUGUUGUUUUUUGUUCACUCCAUUUCAUCAGACAGAUGUUACUUUAUUUUACUUAUUUCCCAAAAGUGUCUCUAUAAUGUUAUUAAGUCAUAAAUGCAUGGAUUAACUCCUUUUACUUUAUAUUUUUGUUUGAUUAAUGUAUUAGUCAUGUCAGUAUUCUGACCACAUUCCUUAUUAAGGCUCUUUGUUGUUUUCAGAAAUGUAACCUACACUAGUUGUCAGUUCCACCGGUGACACAUUGUAACACAGUGAAAAGACGCUGUGCCUCUGAGCCGACUGUACUGCCUUGCUCUGUGAUUAAGCUACGUGUGUAUCGUUUGUCAGCUGUUGGUGUUUACUUCCUGAACCGUUUAAUAUCUUGACUAAUACGAUGUCCACGUUAACGAGGAAUAACAGUCCUGCUUUGAUUACACCUGUUAGUUUGCAUGCGCGGCGACAUGAGGUUUUCAGAGUUAUUUUUGUAGUUUUAUGGAUCGGUCAGUCAGAUUUCACCUCAUUUUAUUCACUAAAGAAUGAACAAAACAAGUUUGGACUGACUUUGUAUAAUAAGGAAGUUUUAUUAAACUCUGAUGAACGGA